AUGCAACAACACAUACUACCGACGCCGCCAUCGUCCUCCGACGGCUUCUCUCAACGACCAACGGCCAUGAUGGACGCACACACCUCCCACACUCAAGGCACCAUGAGUCCAGAACAGAGUUUCGCUGGUUAUCCAUAUGCCACGCGAUAUUCCACUCCCGUCCGCGAGGAUGACUCUUCAGUGUACGAGCCAUCCACAGUCUACUCUCAAAGAAGUGAUGUUUCAUUUAUAGGUUACGGUGGAGGCCUAGGAAUUACCAGUAAUCCAUAUGGACCUUUGCCUGAUGAAGUUGGCUACAAUGCUCAUCUUCCGUAUACCCCUGAGGCAUCACCCUCAGCGCCCUGCCAAACUAGCGAGGCCAUCACAACCCGCAGUGGGCUCAGCAUCGCUAAGAAGUCGCUCACGACUAGAACACCAGCCGUGAAAAGUGGCCGAGUGCAGAAGAGAAGCCGCGCUGAGAAAGCCAGGAAUGCAUCUAACAUUGUUUCGAAACCACUUUCCGAAUCUGCUAAAGACUUUCCCAACAUCCACGUUGCUGAUAUCGAGACCUUUGUCAAUCGGUCUGCCGAAACAAGACUCUCGGAAACCUCACGCAACAAAAAACAAGGACAGAUCAAGCGCCCUAUGAAUGCCUUCAUGCUUUACCGAAAAGCAUACCAGGACGUUGCCAAGACGCAGUGUGCUCAAAAUAACCACCAACAUGUGUCAAAGGUCUGUGGCGCAGCAUGGGUCUUGGAACCAGUCCAACUCAAAGAGGCAUUCGAUCAGUGGGCUAGGAUUGAGCGCGUGAACCACCAGCGAGCACAUCCCGGAUACAAGUUCACGCCCUCGAAACCGAAAAAGGCCAAACAGGGCGAUGAUGGAGAUGAGGAGUAUUCGGACAACGACUCAGAAUGGAACGGCAGGCGCGGGCUUUCCAACGCAGCGCGAAAGUCCAGGUAUCGUCAAGUCUCACGACUGGGCGAAGCCUCUCCUACCGCCUUUGAUGCCGUUAACAGCUCUAUGAGCGAUCCAUCAACCGCACCCUACCAUGAUGUGUACGCUCACACCCAUCAUGACAGACCUCAUGUUCUCCCAUAUGAUCAGGUGGUGUCGAACCCAUAUGGCAUGAGUAUGCGCCAGUACAACGGCCUAGGCAUCAGCAGCGAGAUGACUAGCAGAGCCGCUUCCCCUGUAGAAUUGGAAUACUCGAUUCAUGGCCUGGAUGGGUUUGCCCACAACUACUACGGUGCCCCCCUAUCAACUUUUGACAAUGCACCAACUCCUCUGUUCGGGUCAAAUCCGUAUGACACAUACGAUGGGCUCCCCGCAGGCGCUACCCCAUUGGGACAAGAAGGUUGGAUUCCGCAGAUAGAGACUGACCACGACAUGAUGCCUGUGACGGCUGGGUAUGAAGAAACUACAGCACAAGACGCUUACCUCAAAGGCAACAAGGACGAUUGGAAAGUUGAAGUGAUGGAUGAACCAGGUCACUUCGAGGAUUGGUAUGCGCAGACCGAACAAGGUCUCUAG
Messenger RNA from Fusarium pseudograminearum CS3096, 1512 nucleotides. RefSeq lists its product as uncharacterized. Gene Ontology annotation, biological process: regulation of transcription by RNA polymerase II. Gene Ontology annotation, cellular component: nucleus. The coding region runs from base 1 to 1512 and encodes 503 amino acids. The record is from RefSeq and is a predicted model, not a curated record. The transcript has 3 exons. Lineage: Eukaryota; Fungi; Ascomycota; Sordariomycetes; Hypocreales; Nectriaceae. Gene Ontology annotation, molecular function: DNA-binding transcription factor activity, RNA polymerase II-specific; RNA polymerase II cis-regulatory region sequence-specific DNA binding.